AGCCACGAACGAGAACGGGUCGGCUAAAAACGUUCUUACGCCAUACAGGAAAUCCUUUUUUGUGUGAUGCAAAAGAGCAAAGAGAAGGGGGAGGAAGAAAAAAAGUCCAGUGCUGAACUGUUCCAAGUCCUUUAGAUAGGGAAAAAAAGGAUCUUGAUCCCAGCUUUCCGCGGUUGAAAAAAGUUUGUGUGUGUGUUUGAAAACGUGUGUUAGAAGAACAGGACAAAGCGGAAAGAAAAUUGAUCGAGAAAAUUGACUCGGAAAUCAAAAUCCUUCUAGUAUUCUACUAUCCGUGCGUGUGUGUGUGUGUAAGCAAAUAUUCGCCUCUCGAAUUUUGCUUCAAUUUUGGAAAACCAAGGGGACACAGACUAUCCCCAAUUCUAGAUAUCCGAUGCUUAUUUAAAAUAAAAAUAGAAUAUUUCGCAAUGUGUAUAGAAAUUUAAUAAUAAAAAAAGAGUGUGCAGCGAAAAGCUAAAGUUUAUUGGAAAAUCGAUUUCGGAAAACACACACCAGUGUUCACUACAAGAAGUGCGUCACUUUCGUGGAAUCAGGAAAGAAGAGAAGGAAGCGAGCGGAAGGAGAUUCCCAGCUUUUUAGUGUGCUUAGCAAUUUUCCGAAUAUAGAAAGUGUGAAAACCAGUAAUUCUGGAUACAGUGUGUGUGCAUCUCUAAAGAAAAAGAAAAACCUUGUACCGUGAAACCGUGAAGUGACCAGUCCGGGUCCAGUUUUUUCUUCAUUGUCAUCGGAGUACGGAUCAAAGCCCAAAUCAAUGAUUCUUGCAGCGGAAGGAUAGAUGCGUCAUUUUCAACAUGACGCCGUGUAUAUUACUGUGAUCUGUGGAACGAGAUUCAUGAGCCUCAUACCGUCGCUGACGUUGUCCACGUGAUGACUGGCAUCGGUCGCGGGCCGAAUCUCGUGAUUCCUACUGUAGUUACUGUCGUAUUUGCUCUAACUCUAGUAGCUGAAAGUUGAAAGUGUGCAGUUGUGUUUUUGGUUUUGUUUGAUUUUGUUUUUAUCGGCCGAAAUAUUUGUGCUAUCUUAGUGUGUGUUUGUGAAACCUUAAAAUCAUUGAAAGCCGUUAAAAGGAAGAAAAAAAAACAAGAGAAGGUGCAAUUUAACCGCAAAACCGAAGAGUCAUCCCACGAGUUCUAGCUCAACUCAACCGUUCGAUGUGAUAACUCACAUUCGGAUCUCCAAACACGGGCUGUCAUGAAAAAUUUCGCCAUUGCACGAAUUGUGUUGAGUUUCAGCUGCGACAGUGCUGCCGCCGCGAUAGAACUCGCUGCGUCUGUGAACUUUGUUUGUGUCACAGGACGGCCCACCGUCCAAACUAGUUCCUGGGGCCCGAGUCAAAAUCUGGCCGCACCUAGUGCGUGCCCACAUCGUGCCCCCUCAACAACACACCACUGUUAGCAGGCCUUGGAAAUCUGAGGCUCUCAUUGUUGGCCAUAUAGACAAUGACCGAAGACUCCGACCAGAUAUCUGAGGAAGAACGUAGUUUGUUCCGUCCUUUCACCCGUGAAUCAUUACAAGUCAUUGAGAAACGCAUCGCAGAUGAAGAAGCAAAACAGCGCGAAUUGGAAAAGAAGCGAGCCGAGGGGGAGAAUGGUUUUGGUCGGAAGAAAAAGAAGAAAGAAAUACGCUACGACGACGAGGAUGAGGAUGAAGGUCCCCAGCCGGAUCCCACACUUGAGCAGGGAGUGCCAGUCCCUGUUCGAAUGCAGGGCAGCUUCCCUCCGGAAUUGGCCUCCACGCCUCUCGAGGAUAUCGACGGUUUUUACUCGAAUCAAAGGACAUUCGUAGUAGUUAGUAAAGGAAAAGAUAUUUUUCGUUUCUCCGCAACCAAUGCAUUAUAUGUACUAGAUCCGUUCAAUCCUAUACGUCGUGUAGCUAUUUAUAUUUUAGUACAUCCACUGUUUUCACUUUUUAUAAUAACAACCAUUCUUACUAAUUGUAUAUUGAUGAUCAUGCCUACCACGCCGACAGUCGAAUCUACCGAGGUGUUAUUCACCGGCAUCUACACGUUCGAAUCAGCUGUAAAAGUGAUGGCGCGAGGUUUCAUAUUACAACCGUUUACUUAUCUUAGAGAUGCAUGGAAUUGGUUGGACUUCGUAGUAAUAGCAUUAGCAUAUGUAACUAUGGGUAUAGAUUUGGGUAAUCUCGCUGCAUUGAGAACAUUCAGGGUACUGCGAGCUCUCAAAACAGUGGCCAUCGUUCCAGGUCUCAAGACCAUCGUUGGCGCUGUCAUAGAGUCCGUAAAGAAUCUCAGAGAUGUGAUAAUUUUAACAAUGUUUUCGUUAUCGGUGUUUGCUUUAAUGGGUCUGCAGAUCUACAUGGGCGUGUUGACGCAGAAGUGUAUCAAGGUGUUCCCGAUGGACGGCUCCUGGGGGAAUCUAACCGAUGAGAACUGGGAGCAGCACAACUCAAACGAUAGUAACUGGUAUAAAACGGAAAGUGGAGACAUGCCUCUUUGUGGGAACUCGUCGGGUGCUGGACAAUGUGAAGACGGAUAUAUGUGUUUACAAGGUUAUGGAGAUAAUCCAAAUUACGGGUAUACAAGUUUUGAUACUUUCGGAUGGGCAUUCUUAUCUGCCUUUCGUCUAAUGACCCAAGAUUAUUGGGAGAAUUUAUAUCAACUGGUGUUACGAUCAGCUGGACCGUGGCACAUGCUCUUCUUCAUUGUGAUUAUCUUCUUGGGUUCGUUCUACCUUGUAAAUUUGAUCUUGGCCAUUGUCGCCAUGUCGUACGACGAACUCCAGAAGAAGGCCGAAGAGGAAGAGGCCGCCGAGGAAGAAGCGCUUCGGGAGGCUGAGGAAGCGGCUGCAGCAAAGGCGGCCAAACUCGAGGCCCAGCAGGCGGCAGCGGCGGCCGCAGCGAAUCCCGAGAUCGCCAAGAGCCCGUCGGACUUUUCCUGCCAUAGCUACGAGCUGUUCGUCGGCCAGGAGAAGGGCAACGACGACAACAACAAGGAGAAGAUGUCGAUCCGGAGCGAAGGAUUGGAGUCGGUGAGCGAAAUCACAAGAACAACCGCACCAACAGCUACUGCAGCUGGCACUGCAAAAGCCCGUAAAGUGAGCGCGGGGGUCGCGGCAUUCCAGAAGGCUUCACUUUCAUUACCUGGUUCACCAUUUAAUCUUCGUAGAGGAUCUAGAGGAUCACAUCAGUUUACGAUACGUAACGGUAGAGGACGUUUCGUGAUACCCGGUAGCGAUAGGAAACCAUUGGUACUCUCAACAUAUCUCGAUGCACAAGAACAUUUGCCAUAUGCUGAUGACUCGAACGCGGUCACACCGAUGUCGGAGGAAAAUGGUGCAAUCAUCGUUCCAGUAUACUAUGCUAAUUUAGGUUCGCGACAUUCAUCCUACACAUCGCAUCAAUCUCGCAUCUCGUACACAUCACACGGCGACCUGCUCGGUGGCAUGACGAAGGAGAGCCGCCUGCGGAACCGGUCAGCGCGCAACACCAAUCACUCGAUCGUGCCGCCGCCGAACAUGGCGGCCAACAUGUCCUACGCGGACACCAACCACAAGGGGCAGCGAGAUUUUGAUAUGUCACAAGACUGUACAGACGAAGCUGGAAAAAUAAAACACAACGACAAUCCUUUCAUCGAGCCCUCUCAAACCCAAACCGUAGUAGAUAUGAAAGAUGUGAUGGUGUUAAACGAUAUCAUCGAGCAAGCUGCUGGUCGGCAUAGUAGAGCUAGUGAUCACGGAGUCUCUGUUUACUACUUCCCCACAGAGGACGACGACGAGGACGGUCCGACGUUCAAAGACAAGGCGCUCGAGUUCCUGAUGCGGAUGAUCGACGUGUUCUGCGUGUGGGACUGCUGCUGGGUGUGGCUCAAGUUCCAGGAGUGGGUAUCGUUCAUCGUGUUCGAUCCGUUCGUCGAGCUGUUCAUCACGCUCUGCAUCGUGGUCAACACGCUUUUCAUGGCCCUGGAUCACCACGACAUGGAUCCGGACAUGGAAAAGGCCCUCAAGAGUGGUAACUAUUUUUUUACGGCGACCUUCGCGAUCGAGGCGACCAUGAAGCUGAUAGCGAUGAGUCCCAAGUAUUACUUUCAAGAGGGCUGGAACAUUUUUGAUUUCAUCAUCGUGGCACUCUCUCUGCUCGAGCUCGGGUUGGAAGGUGUUCAGGGAUUGUCAGUAUUACGUUCAUUCCGUUUGCUUCGAGUGUUCAAGCUAGCGAAAUCGUGGCCAACGUUGAACUUACUCAUUUCCAUCAUGGGUCGAACGAUGGGUGCGUUAGGUAAUCUGACCUUUGUGCUCUGCAUUAUCAUCUUCAUCUUUGCCGUGAUGGGAAUGCAGCUGUUCGGCAAGAACUACAUCGACAACGUAGAUCGCUUCCCGGACCAUGACCUGCCGCGGUGGAACUUCACCGAUUUCAUGCAUUCUUUCAUGAUUGUGUUCCGAGUUCUGUGCGGAGAGUGGAUCGAAUCGAUGUGGGACUGCAUGCUGGUGGGCGACGUGUCCUGCAUUCCGUUCUUCUUGGCCACCGUAGUGAUAGGAAAUUUAGUAGUACUUAAUCUUUUCUUAGCCUUGCUUUUGUCCAAUUUCGGUUCAUCGAGUCUGUCGGCGCCAACGGCCGACAACGAAACGAACAAGAUCGCCGAGGCGUUCAAUCGGAUAUCGCGUUUCUCCAACUGGAUCAAGCUGAACAUCGCCAACGCACUCAAGUUCGUGAAAAACAAGUUAACAAGCCAAAUUGCGUCCGUGCAGCCCGCAGGUGAGCAGCACAAUCAUCUCAGUUGGAUAUGGAACGAAGGCAAAGGGGUAUGUCCAUGUAUAUCUGCAGAGCAUGGUGAAAAUGAGCUGGAAUUAACUCCAGAUGACAUACUGGCCGACGGGCUGCUGAAAAAGUGCGUCAAGGAGCACAACCAGCUGGAGGUGGCCAUCGGAGACGGGAUGGAGUUUACGAUACACGGCGACCUCAAGAACAAGGGCAAGAAAAACAAACAGCUGAUGAACAACUCCAAGGUGAUAGGUCAAGAUAAUAAAUUAGAGCACGAACUGAAUCACAGAGGCAUGUCCUUGCAGGACGAUGAUACUGCCAGUAUAAAGUCCUAUGGCAGUCACAAAAAUCGACCCUUCAAAGACGAAAGCCAUAAGGGCAGUGCUGAGACCAUGGAGGGUGAGGAGAAGCGUGACGUUAGCAAAGAGGAUCUAGGAAUUGACGAAGAACUAGACGAUGACUGCGAGGGUGAGGAGGGUCCACUGGACGGCGAGUUGAUCAUCCACGCGGACGAAGAUGAGGUGAUCGAAGACUCGCCAGCGGAUUGCUGUCCGGACAAUUGCUACAAGAGGUUCCCCGUUCUGGCGGGCGAUGACGACGCGCCAUUCUGGCAGGGCUGGGCUAACCUUCGGCUCAAAACGUUCCAGCUGAUCGAGAACAAAUACUUUGAGACAGCCGUCAUCACGAUGAUUCUGCUGAGUAGUUUAGCCCUGGCCCUCGAAGACGUGCAUCUUCCACAUCGACCAAUCCUGCAGGACGUCCUGUACUACAUGGACAGGAUAUUCACGGUGAUAUUUUUUCUAGAGAUGUUGAUCAAGUGGUUAGCUCUAGGAUUUAGAGUGUACUUUACGAACGCGUGGUGUUGGCUUGAUUUCGUCAUCGUCAUGCUAUCGCUAAUAAACCUGACCGCGAUCAUGGUUGGCGCAGCGGACAUUCCAGCGUUCCGUUCGAUGCGUACCCUGAGGGCGCUGCGCCCUCUACGAGCCGUCUCUCGCUGGGAGGGCAUGAGAGUCGUCGUCAAUGCAUUGGUACAAGCUAUACCGUCCAUCUUCAACGUGCUCUUGGUUUGCUUGAUCUUUUGGUUGAUUUUCGCCAUUAUGGGUGUGCAGCUGUUCGCCGGCAAGUACUUCAAGUGUGUCGACCAAAACAAGACGACACUGUCGCACGAGAUCAUCCCGGACGUGAACGCGUGCAAGGCGGAGAACUACACGUGGGAGAAUUCACCGAUGAACUUCGACCACGUGGGGAAAGCGUACCUCUGUCUGUUCCAGGUUGCCACGUUCAAGGGCUGGAUCCAGAUCAUGAACGAUGCGAUCGACUCGCGAGACGUCGGUAAGCAGCCGAUCCGCGAGACCAACAUCUACAUGUACCUUUACUUCGUGUUCUUCAUCAUCUUUGGAUCGUUUUUCACCCUCAACCUGUUCAUCGGUGUCAUCAUCGACAACUUCAACGAGCAGAAGAAGAAGGCCGGCGGUUCGCUGGAGAUGUUCAUGACGGAGGAUCAGAAGAAGUACUACAACGCCAUGAAGAAGAUGGGCUCGAAGAAGCCACUGAAGGCCAUUCCUCGGCCUAGGUGGAGACCACAAGCAAUAGUAUUCGAAAUAGUUACCAAUAAGAAGUUCGACAUGAUCAUCAUGUUGUUCAUCGGCUUCAACAUGUUGACGAUGACGCUCGAUCACUACAAGCAGACGGACACGUUCAGCGCGGUGCUGGACUACCUCAACAUGAUCUUCAUCUGCAUCUUCAGUAGCGAGUGUCUGAUGAAGAUAUUCGCCCUGCGGUACCACUACUUUAUCGAGCCGUGGAACCUGUUCGAUUUCGUCGUCGUCAUUCUGUCCAUCUUAGGUCUCGUACUGAGCGAUCUCAUCGAGAAGUACUUCGUGUCCCCCACGUUGCUUCGAGUCGUGCGAGUGGCAAAGGUCGGUCGUGUACUGCGUCUGGUGAAGGGUGCCAAGGGUAUCCGAACACUGCUGUUUGCGCUGGCCAUGUCCCUGCCGGCACUGUUCAACAUCUGUCUGCUGCUGUUUCUGGUGAUGUUCAUCUUCGCCAUCUUCGGCAUGUCGUUCUUCAUGCACGUGAAGGACAAGAGCGGCCUGGACGAUGUGUACAACUUCAAGACCUUCGGCCAGAGUAUGAUACUGCUGUUUCAGAUGUCCACGUCGGCCGGUUGGGACGGUGUGCUGGAUGGUAUCAUCAACGAGGAAGAAUGCCUCCCACCGAAUAACGACGCGGGCUACCCGGGCAACUGCGGGUCGGCGACGAUCGGCAUCACGUACUUACUGGCGUAUCUUGUUAUUAGUUUUUUGAUCGUUAUCAACAUGUACAUCGCUGUCAUUCUCGAGAAUUACUCGCAGGCCACGGAGGACGUGCAGGAGGGUCUAACGGAUGAUGACUACGAUAUGUACUACGAAAUCUGGCAGCAGUUCGAUCCGGACGGCACGCAGUACAUCCGGCACGAUCAGUUGUCGGACUUUUUGGAUGUGCUCGAGCCCCCGUUACAGAUCCACAAACCGAACAAGUACAAGAUCAUCUCGAUGGACAUUCCAAUCUGUCGAGGAGAUAUGAUGUUCUGCGUGGAUAUUUUGGACGCACUCACGAAGGAUUUCUUCGCGCGCAAGGGUAAUCCAAUUGAGGAGUCCGCCGAGCUGGGUGAAGUUCAGCAACGGCCGGACGAGGUGGGCUACGAGCCAGUGUCUUCGACGCUGUGGCGCCAGCGGGAAGAGUAUUGUGCCAGGCUGAUACAGCACGCCUGGCGGAAGCACAAAGAGCGCCAAGGAGGCGGCGGUGGUGGUGACGGCACCGGAGAUGACACCGACGCCAAUGCCUGUGAUAAUGACGAGGAAGAGGAUGGCGGCGGUGGUAUUGGUGGUGUCGGUGGUAAUAGUGGAUUAGUUGGUAGUGGUAGUAUCGGUGGCGGUGGCGGAGGAACAACGCCCGGUUCCGGCGGUGGAGGCGGUAGCGGUUCUCAGACUAAUCUAGGAAUAGUGGAACACAAUCAAUCACCAAAGGAAUCGCCCGAUGGCAGCAAUGAUACUCAAGGCCGUCAAACGGCCGUCCUAGUAGAAAGUGAUGGAUUUGUAACUAAAAACGGCCACCGUGUCGUGAUACACUCACGAUCGCCAAGUAUAACAUCACGAUCGGCGGAUGUCUGAGCCAGGCCUCGCCCCCCUCUCUCUGAUUCAGAUUCAGAAGCACGACAGAAAUAAUAUUUAAGGAAAUCAGAAUACUAAAAUACCAAAAACAAAACAAAAAAAACAGAAAAUAUUUAUUCCAUAAUGAAAGGGAAAAGCCGACUGCCAUAUAAUAAAUUUAAUUAUUUAAAGAAAAAACUUUAAUCGCAUAGGGGAUAAAUCCAGUGGACAUGAACAUCACACGUGUGAGAAAAACGAACGAAGCGGAGUUAGAUCCUGCAGACAAACCAAAAAACUCGAAAUCUCAUGAACAGCUCGAACAACGCCGCAAGGGAAGCGCCCACAAAACAGCAAUAAAGAGGAUCUCUGAAGGACACUUAAAAAACCACCUCAGUUGCCGGGACUGUUUACCUUUCAGUUAUCCAAAAUGUUUCGUCCAGUAUGACAUUUCUAUGUUCUGUACAAGUUUUGCAACAACAACACGAAAAUCGAAUGGUGCUGGGACCUUACCGAUAUCGAACACAAAGAACACAUAGUGAAGAGGAACAAUACGAAGAAUAAAAAAUCCAUUUACAAGUGGUAGUUGAAAACAAGAACAAUAAACAUACGACAACAACAAACAGAAGAAGAAAAAAACUGAACCAAACACAGAGUGAAAAAUAGUGAGAAGCAAAACAGAAAUAAUUGAAGUGAAAAUAAUGAAAAACUGUACAAAACAAAAUGAACAAACAAACAGAAAAAAUAUCAAAGUGUGAUAUGUAAAUAGCGAAUCUCAACAGAAAACAAGCCAAUAUCAGUACAGUUUUCUACGGGAGCAGAAGAAGAAAAUCUGCAGCGAAGACGGAACAUUAAAGUUAGUGUGUGAAAACAGCAAAACAGUGUGAUUGAAGCGACUAUAUCAGGCACACUGCAACAUUCGAGGAAUCAACUAUUUAACAAUGGAAUACUUCAGUUAUGGAACCUGUUUUGAUUAGCGUUCGAAAGGAUUUUGGUUUCCGUUUUUUUUUGUAGUUUUAAGUUCGAUCCACAACAAUGGAUGAUAACACACGAUGGCUAACUGGAGGGAAAUUGUGAGCUGAGUGAGAAAAAAGAGACGAAAACUCAUUUCCAGUGAAGGAAAGUGAAAUAAUACACAUAGCUGACGCAAAAGAAAACUAAACAAACGGUUGAGUUGAUGAGAAACAAUCUUAAGAAAGCGCGCAUUUAGCUGGACAGAAACAAAAACAGAGAGAGAAAGAAAUAACAACAGCAAAACCCAACAGCUGCGAUACAAGCACACAGACACACACACACACACAAAUGUGAAUAAAGUGAGAUUAAUAAAAAAAUAAAUAUAUUAUAUUGGCUAAAGCAAGAACAUUCAAGUCAUCAUGUGCAUUUUUAUUUUUUAUUUUUCUACAAAGCAAGUAAAAGAUGAAAAUAACAAAAAAAAUCAAACCUUCAAAAGACAACGGCAUUGCUGCGAUAAUAUUAAGGCUUUUUAUAUUAUUGAUAAGAGAAUAAAAAUGAAAAUCGCACAGGUUUUGUUGUUGAAUUGCAAAUAGAACAGCAAAACCAACACAACAAAGGAGGAUUUAUAAACAGACAACAACAAAAAACACAAGCGACAAGAACAACAAAACAGCUGAAAAAAUCAUUAUCAAUAUGUUUCUGCGUGCAAUAAAUGAAAGUACUGUAAUUAUUAUAUAAUACAUACUAAUUUGUAAAUCAAACGCGAGGGGUUGGGGCGAGCCUUUAAUUAAUACUAAGAAACAACACUAGUCAAGCUUUUCAAAUAUUGUCAUUAAUAAAUAACAUAAUUAAUUAAAUUUAACAGAAAAAAAUAAAAAGCUAAUUGUAAGUAAGCUAAGUAACAAUUUUUUCGAACAUUGUGUCACAAAGUAAUGUUCGGCAAAUCAAAAGAGGAAAAAAAAACAAAACACAAAAAAAGCAAACCAGCGCGAUCUAUUUUUUAUCAAAUUCCCUCACACCUUCUCAUAUGCAUAUAUAUACAAGGCAUAGACAAACACACUCACACUAUCACACACACAUUGACACAUUUGAGACGAACAAACAAACAGUUUCCUUUAACAAACCGCUAUGUGCAUGUUUUUCGAAUUAACAGAAACGAUUUACGAUUUGAAAUACGGUGUUUUUUUUCGUGGAGAGCCGCACACAAUCCCGCCAAUGAGUGCGAACGAAAGUACGAGAAGCGCCGAAGAGCGCGCAUGAGAACGCGUUUUCCUCUCAUUCUCGUAUGCCCUCCCUCUCACAACACCCGCGAACACACAUACCAGCAGCUACAUUUGACACAUAGCUGCAGCUUUUUGUUGAGGGUAGCGCGAAGGGAAAGGAACCAAACACUCACACACACAGUUUUACAUUUUUAGCUAUACACACAAUCUCUCUCACACACACACGCGCGCAUAAAAUGUAAAAUAUAACAAACGAUGGAAAAAUUAACAAUAAUUCGAAUUCAAACAAGGUAAAUGUUUGAAGAAAUAAGAAAAAACGCACGCUAUCACACACACACUCACACACACACACACACACACACGAUUAGCGAAAGAGGAGAGCAAAAAAAGAAAUAUCGCCGAGCAAAUGAUAUGAUAAUAUUUUUUACGAAAGAAAAAGUUUAUCUAUGAUGCCGAAUAGGGUAUGGAAGGUGGAAUAUAGCGAAACAAAACAAAAAAGGAACUAUUUUUAAUUGGUAUAUUUUUUAAAACACAUUAUUCAGUAGUCAUAUUUAGUGCAGAGACGCGAUGCUGAAAGCAUCUCCGGAUGUGUAGCCAUUUUUCACUGUUCAGUUACUCAAAGGACAUAUUAACUGAAGCAAACAAAAAAAACUGAACGAACAAGAUAGACAUUUGAAGAAGCAACAAAAAAAGCGCGCGAACGAGAGAAGAAAAUUAGAAUAGCUCAGAUAUCUCAUUUUAGGUUAUUAUUUGUCAUCCAGAUUAGUGUGUAGGCCAGAGCGGGUUUUUUUGGCGCGUAAUGCUUCAUGAAAGCAACAGCAGCAGCAACGGAAAAAGAGGGAGACACGAGACCCGAGAAAGAUGAAAGAGAACAGAAACAAAACCAUACCAAAGAUUAACCUAUAAAGAGCGACUAGUUAGAUAACUAACCGAAGAAAAACAUUUAAAAAAACAAAAACGUUGAAAAAUGGGGAAUGCGCGGAAAGGAAGAGCCAUAUUUUUUCAUGCUUCGUCGAUAUGAAAUUGUUUCUUGCCAUGCAACACGUUGAACACGGACCCGGAAGAGCAGCGAUACGAAUUCUAGGAAACCAAACAAAGAAAUAAAGAACCUCGCUUGAAGUCACGCGCAAUCACGCAAUCCUCACAAUCUUCUCAUCGCCACGCCAUUACGUCUUUAAGCAACAAAACAAAACAAAAAAAAACCGCCGCGCAACAGACGCCAUUCAUUCGUCCGACUUUUUUGCACGUACACACACACAUUAACACAAAACGCGCUAGUACUCAUACACGCAUGCUUAUUGAGAAACGAUGAUAUUAAAGUUUAAUCAUACACACACACGCAUACCAGAGAAUUAAGGUAUAAAAAAUAUACAUUUGUACUAAACAAUUUAAAACUAUUAAAGGUAAUGACACAAGAAACAAAAAACAUGCUUAUAAAGUAAAAACAAAAAAAAAGUAUUAAUGUAAAAUCGAUGGGAGCGCCGAUCCCCUUUGUCCACAAAGAAACAACAAUUUCAGUGCCUUUUUUCAAGAGUGUAUGAUGAAAAAAAAAACAACCAGUUUAAAGAAAAUUUAUGCGCAAACAUACAUAGAAUGCAGUAAAUUUGAUUUGCGAGUGUAUAUCUUAAAAAAAACUAAAAGCAAACCAAAACAUAUAUAUAACAAACAAAGCAUACUUCGGAUAAAGAGAAGCUUAACCCAUGAGUGUGCGUGCAUUUGCGCGCAUUCGAUUUAAACACUAGAAGAUAAUCCGAGUUCUGCUUUCUCCCCGUCGUGACGGAUAGCGGGAACUCAUGCCAAACUCCAAACUCACUUUCCAAAGCCCGAGCUCGAGCAAAAUGACAGAGAGAGAAAGCGAGGAAGAGAGAGAACGGAGUAUGGUAACAAAAAAAAAAGAAAUCUAAAAAUUGGUAAUAUAUUUCUCUUGAUUUUAGCUUAGCUUGGUAGGAACCAAACCAAAUCAAAUAAUCACUAGAUGUUUUUUUCUCUCAAAUCCGCCAAUGUAUGCUUCACGCUAAAUUAAAACAUAACAAUAAGAAGUAGAAGAAGAUGAGACAAGCAACAAACAAACAUACAAACAAAAAAAGCAAAUAUACGAGAGUAGCAGAUAAAACGCAAACAAAAAAUAUGAUCGAUCCGAGAAAUGGAUGCGCUCAAAAUCAAUCAGGCGAUCGCAACAAAACAAUAAACUGUCCAAGAAAGCUUCAAGCGAGGUUCUUGGGUUCAUCAUUGAGGAAAGAGUGAGUGGAGACCUAUGUCGGUGCAAAUAGGUGCUAAUUUAAAUACAAUACAAACCCAGACGUGUCAACGGGGUGUCGCGGUUGAAAACAGUGAGUGUUUCGUCGGAACAGGGGUGCCAGGUAAUUUUUGCAAAUGUUUGUUGGCAUGAGCAUCACAUGUCUUGAACAUGAUUAGAACAUUUUUGCGCAGCAAACUAAAACAAAAUACUACGUUUUCGAUCAGAAACAAUGAUGUUCAUAUUCAUUUUUCCACAAAAAAUGUAUUUUUAAAUGUAUUUACAAAAUCGGGCAUCUUCACAGUAAAUCCAAUGACUUCAAAAUGAAGACAUGUUCCAACAUCUGUCAUCUGUCAUCUCAGCAUGGUAUCUGAUAUGAUAGAUGUUUUAUGAACGUCUAUUCCUUUAUAGAGAUACCACCGUUGUAGUGGCAACUCGCCAAAUUCGACCAAAAAUUGACGGAACAUAAUGAAUGGCAAUACACGCAAUAUCAGCAUACCGGCAAACUUGUCCACCAAAAUAAAUUUAUAUCCCUUGGGGACAUCUUCGCAAACCCUGGCUACAUAGAGCUUCUGUUCCGGAAGCUAUUUGAAGUUCAAAUUAACAUAUCGUCCAUAAGAAUUCAUCAAUUGAAUUUGGUAAGUCUGUGGUCUUUUUUUAUUUCCUUCGUCUCGAUUCACUUUUAGUGCUUGACCUGUUUUCUAAUUUGGCACCCUUAAAGAAAGACGUAGUCCUACGUCAAAAAAGACGUCACUCGCUUCUCAUUUUUCAACCAACGUACUUAAAAAGUGACUAGGUAUGCUAUAACGGUCCUCGCGUUAGUGUUAGUAAAUAGCGUGCCAAAUUGCAUGAAUUUGCAUGGAUUUUUUUUGCAAAUUAAUGAGAAAUGAAUAUAUAUAUAUAUAUAUAUAUAUAUAUAUAUAUAUAUAUAUAUAUAUAUA
This is a messenger RNA of Toxorhynchites rutilus septentrionalis, 13213 nucleotides long. RefSeq names its product sodium channel protein para (gene para). Gene Ontology annotation, biological process: neuronal action potential; membrane depolarization during action potential; sodium ion transmembrane transport. Gene Ontology annotation, cellular component: plasma membrane; voltage-gated sodium channel complex. The coding region runs from base 1458 to 7883 and encodes 2141 amino acids. The transcript has 38 exons. Gene Ontology annotation, molecular function: calcium ion binding; voltage-gated sodium channel activity. The record is from RefSeq and is a predicted model, not a curated record. Lineage: Eukaryota; Metazoa; Arthropoda; Insecta; Diptera; Culicidae.